This is a messenger RNA of Saccostrea cuccullata (small rock oyster), 2865 nucleotides long. RefSeq lists its product as uncharacterized. The record is from RefSeq and is a predicted model, not a curated record. NCBI's taxonomy places the organism in Eukaryota, Metazoa, Mollusca, Bivalvia, Ostreida, Ostreidae. The transcript is spliced from 5 exons. Bases 1 to 2865 code for a protein of 954 amino acids.
AUGAGGAAUCAGGACGAGGGUCACCGAAUGAUGGACGAGGGUCACCGAAUGAUGGAUCCCCCAAAGGAAGCAGGGAUACAUGUUCCCAUGGAGACCGAUCCCUUCCUACAACGUAACGAUGAUCACUCGUGUGAAAAGAAGAGAGAAAAGUAUAGGUACAACUCGGACUGCAUAAAAGGAUGGAUCCCUCUCACCAUUAUUGUAUCUAUUGCAAUGGCAGCCGUCAUGUUCGGAAUCAUCAACAUUUUAAAAACGACAUACCAGCAGCACACACUUCAAAGGGACAAAAAUCCUAAUCUUGAGCUUCAGUUUUUAGAGGAACAAGGGAUAAUAGUGACAACAAAGCAGCUAUACACAAGUGAUAAAAAGAUCAACGAAAAACCUAAUGUGAAUCUCACCACAUCUUCUUUAGAAAAUGAUAAUUUAUCUAACAUGAAGACUGCAAAAGAGUCUUUACUGGAAGAUACAAGGACGUUUAAGCUUAACAUGGCUACAAAGGCCAGUUUUCAUCCAAUGACAGUGUCUACAUCAGUGAAAGCUGAUUCAGUUUCAAACACGUAUGGAUAUACGUUAGUUUCUUCCCUCAUAAUAAAAUCAAGAAAGAAUCUAGAAUCUGGAAAACGAGAAUUUGUAGUCAGCAAGUCUCCCCCUUUAUCAGAAAAAGGGAACAAAACAUCGUCAACUCCAAAACAAAGGGCAACAUUGUUCCCUCGAAAAUCAUCAACAUUAACAGCAAAAUCAUCAUUAUUGAUGAAAAAGACAUCAACAUCUCAAUCAACAAGAUUAUCAUCUAUAAAAUCAUCAUCAAAUUCAGUACACUCAUCUAAAAUAUCUUCAGUAGAAAAUAUAUCAUUAACAACAAAAUCGUCAACAACAGAACCGCCAGAAGAAAGCUCAUUAUCAUCAUCAACAUCAAUAAAAUCUUCAAUGACCACAAAAAGAUCACUUACACCAUCAACAGUAACAUUCACAAUACAUCCGACAUCAGUAACUAUAAAAUUACCAAUAUUCUCAACAAAAUGGUCAUCAUCAGGACAAAUAUCAAAAUCUAUUAAAAAACAAUUGAAGAAACUAUCUAAUGCACCAUCGAUAUCAACUUCAACACUAUUAACGAAAAAGAAGUCAACAUCAAUACGAAGCAAAUCAAAAUUAUCAACAAAACCUGCAAUAAAAUCACCUAGUUCAACAAAUAAGUCUUCGAAAAUGACAACAAGAAUUUCAACACCAAAAUCAAAAUUAUCAACAAAACCUGCAAUAAAAUCAUCUAGUUCAACAAAUAAGUCCUCGAAAAUGACAACAAAAAUUUCAACACCAAAAUCGUUGAUUUUAACAAAACUCUCAUUAACAACAAAAAGAUCCUCAGGAAAACCAACAACAAUAUCACUAGUAAGGUCAACAACUACACAAGCAAUCAGGCCUUCAGCAACAGUCGAACCACCAAUAACACUAACAACAAAAAGCACAUCAACAGCCAAAUUUUCAAGAAAACCAACAACACUUACAUCAACUAGUAAAUUAUCAACUCCAACAAUAUAUACGUCAACAACGUUGAAAUCAUCAUCAACAUCAACAACGCAUACAGUAACAAAAUCAUCAAAUAAAAUAACAACAGAUGAACCAAAAACACCCAAAUCAUCAGUAGCACUAACAACACGUACACCACCACCAACAACAAACAAAUCCACUUUAACAACGCAGGGAUCAAUAACAUCCAAAUCACCAAUAACACAAUCGACAUAUUAUUCAGAAACACCAACAACAAGGAGAUUCUAUGAUUCAUUGUCAGUUCACAACAUUGGGAAAACGUCCAGAAAAACAACAAAAUUAAAAGGAAUUUCUAAGGUAAAAUCGACUACAUCUCCACAGUCUAGAAUCUCCUCAUCGUCAUCGCCUCAAACUAUAAAAUCCACCAAUUCUGUAUCACAGUCAUCGUUACUGAAAACUCAGGGAACAUUAAAUAAUCCUCAGCUAUCCAAAGAAUACACAGUGACGCAAAACGCACUAUCAACAAGAACAAGUUCAGAAGUAACACAGACUUCUUCUGGUUCAUCAAAAACGUUUGUAAAAUCACAACCUCACACGAUACAGACAACAGAAUCGGGUUCAGGGUCAUCCUCUUCAACUCCUUCACAUAUCUCAAUUUUAACACAAACUCGGGAAAAUGAGAAACAAUCAAUCAGAUCCCAAGGAAUGGCUGAUACUACAAUACUGGGAAAUGAAAUACCUCCAAUGUCAACCACUUAUGAUCUUUAUACCAUCACGUCAACUCCAAGGCUGCCCUCUACAUAUCGUUCUAGUCCACUUUAUACACUUUAUUCAAAGUCACGUAAGUUUUCAUCAGAUCAUUCUAUUAUACCGGUGACAACAAUUGAGAUCAAAAGAAAUGAAGAUUCUGAAUCAGAAUCAACUUACAAAGUAAUUCCAGCGAACAGACAGACACCACAACCUACAGACGGUUCUAAUGUUCAGGACCCAUUAGCAAGAAAGAAAACAACGUCAAAAAGAGUGUUAGAUUCAACAAGUACGAGAAAAGAAACAUCGACAAACUCUAGUACAAGCACUAGAAAAAAUCAACUCACAACAACAGAACCCAUUAUCGCACAGCAAGAAAAAACCAAAUCGCCAAUGAAAAAUUCAAAUGACAACAGAAAUCAAUGGAAGGUUCCCUUAAAAUGUCCUCGAACAGAUCUAAAUCCUGAAAAGAUGGAGUUCUACAAGAUUGGAGUAGAAGCGACCAGUGGGCUGGCGGAACUUGAUGAGGACACGAGGGGAUGGUCGGUAGAGGAAGAAGACACCUCAGAAAAUAUUACAAUCCACUCCAAAUACAUUUACAAAUGGGGCCUCAAAAUCUAUCGCAGAUGUUGA